Molecule: messenger RNA, 695 nt
Organism: Poecilia latipinna (sailfin molly)
Lineage: Eukaryota; Metazoa; Chordata; Actinopteri; Cyprinodontiformes; Poeciliidae
Exons: 3
Coding region: 51-674 (207 amino acids)
Biological process (GO): cellular response to lipopolysaccharide; negative regulation of T cell proliferation; cell surface receptor signaling pathway
Cellular component (GO): external side of plasma membrane
Source: RefSeq, a predicted model, not a curated record
CAAGCAGCAACCAAAGAAACCAGGACGGUUUUUACCGCGACCGAACAGAAAUGAACAAAGACUUCCUGAGGACCGGAGACGUCAGCCUGACCCUGAGGAACCCCAGAGACGGAGACAAUGGACGCUACGUCUGCACCGUCCACAGAGACCAGGACGUCCUGAGACACACUGUGGUUCUGAAAUAUGUAAAGAAAGAACCAUUUCCAUCCUGGGCCAUAGUUCUGCUGGGUCUGCUGGUUCUGCUGGUUCUCAUCGUCUGUGCAGGCGGUUUAUAUAAUUUUGAAGGUUAUUUCCUGAAAGCUCCACUGGUGAAGGUGAAUUCAGGGGUGGAAUCUGUCCUGCUGCCCUGCAGAACCAGAGUCUGCCUGCCUGGAGGCGCUAGAGUGGAGUGGAGGGACGGAGAGAACAGGACGGUCCAUGUGUAUCAGAAAGGUUCUGAUGAUCCUGAAGAACAGAACCUGACCAGCAGCAACAGAACCAGGAUGAAUGACGACCCACUGAAGACUGGAGACCUCAGUCUGACUCUGGAACGUCCCAAACCUGAAGACAGCGGGAUCUACAGCUGCAGAGUCUCCAUCAGGAAACGAGUCAUCCUGAUGAUGAAACGGGUUCAUCUCCAGGUCAAAGGUCAGUGGUUAAAUGUUGCAUUCUUCCAAUCAGGUGAUUGGUGGUGAUCAAUAGUGAUGAUUGACUGA